Saccostrea cuccullata (small rock oyster) is the source of this 1877-nucleotide messenger RNA. RefSeq names its product glutamate receptor 2-like. The annotation marks the transcript as partial. Gene Ontology annotation, biological process: synaptic transmission, glutamatergic; modulation of chemical synaptic transmission; monoatomic ion transport. The transcript has 10 exons. Gene Ontology annotation, molecular function: transmitter-gated monoatomic ion channel activity involved in regulation of postsynaptic membrane potential; glutamate receptor activity. NCBI's taxonomy places the organism in Eukaryota, Metazoa, Mollusca, Bivalvia, Ostreida, Ostreidae. Gene Ontology annotation, cellular component: plasma membrane; postsynaptic density membrane. The record is from RefSeq and is a predicted model, not a curated record.
AUAGGCAGAUGGAUAGACAAUGUCGGCUUCGUCCCCGAGGGAACCAAUAUAACACAAGAGACAGAAGAUGACGGGCUGAAGACCUUGGUCAUCACCAGUAUUUUUGAGAGGCCAUUUCUUCAAUAUAAAAAGGAAUAUGAAAAUCCGGAAAACAGACGAAAAGUGAAGAACCCAAACGACCUGUACGAGGGUUACUGUGUGGAUCUUAUUGCUGCUGUUUCGGAAAUGUGUGGAAACUUCAAGUACACAAUAAGACCAAAUAAAGACUCUGUGUACGGAACCAAAGAAAAUGGGACAUGGACUGGCUUAAUUGGAGAACUUGUUCAGGGGAAAGCAGACUUAGCAGUUGCUCCCCUGACAAUAACAAAACAAAGAGAAGAGGAUAUAGCUUUUUCUAAACCAUUCAUGAAUAGUGGAAUAAGCAUAAUGAUCAAAAAACCUGAGAUUCAGAAACCCGGGGUCUUUUCUUUUCUGAAACCAUUUUCCAUCCCCCUUUGGAUGUGUAUAAUAGCAGGAUAUUUCUGUGUCAGUGUUGGGAUGUUCAUCGUCAGUCGUUUUAGUCCAGCGGAAUGGAGACGGAAGUGUUUACGAAUGGAUAAUGGUGUCGUAAAUAAGUUCACAUUAGAAAGCUCACUUUGGUUUACCAUGGGGGCACUGAUGUUACAGGGUAGCGACACAUGUCCAAGGUCUGUAGCUGGACGUAUUAUAGGGGGAACCUGGUGGUUUGCUGUUUUGAUUGUCAUUUCAUCCUAUACGGCAAAUUUAGCAGCAUUUCUCACAAUAGACAAACUAUUAACUCCAAUUCAAAAUGCUGAUGACCUCGCAGCCCAAACAGAAAUAACUUACGGUACACUGUCUUCUGGAUCUACGCAAUCUUUUUUCAAGGAAUCAAAAGUUCCAACAUAUCAAAAAAUGUGGGCGUACAUGUCCACUGCUUAUCCAAGUGUUUUUGUCAAGACGACAGAGGAAGGUGUUCGAAAAGUCCGAGAUAUGAAAGGGAAGUAUGCUUUUCUAUUGGAAUCGGUAUAUAAUGAAUACUUUAGUCAGAGGGAACCGUGUGACGUUAUGCAAGUUGGUCCGCCACUCAACACCAAGGGAUAUGGUAUCGCAACUGCAAAAAGUAGAAAACAUCAAGAACUAACGGAAAUGGUAUCUAUAGCAAUACUUCAAUUGAAAGAAAAUGGAUCUUUGAUAAAAAUGAAAAGGCGGUGGUGGAUUGAGAAAGGAGAAUGUGGUGUUCAGGAGGAAAACCAGGGUAGCAAGAAGAAGAAGAAAUCACUUUCAUUAAGUAAUCUGGCCGGGGUUUUCUUCAUUCUUAUAAGCGGUCUUGUUUUUUCUAUCAUUCUCGCAGUUAUUCAUUUCCUACGAUCGAGGUCCAACAGUAAACAAGGGGGGUUUCUUAUGCUUGGGAAUGACAAUACAAGUAUGUAUCCUGAAUAUACUACAUAUCCUAUAGGAGAACAUAGCAAUGGAAUGAGUCCAAAAGUGCCUAAAGGGAUUUUAUCCAACUCUGACAAGUUUGCCACGAACGAUGAGUCAAAUCACAGAGUCAACCACAUUCAUGCUACCAGUCUUCUUUGACACGUGUGAUUAAUUUUAUAUAAACUACACGUAUUUUAUUUUUAUUCUUUACAUUUUUAACACCUCUUAUCUAUAAUAUUUUAAUUAACUUAGCAAGCCCAUCGAUAAAAUGUUAAUAAAUUCUGACCAAACCCUCAAAUAUUUCCCCACAUGGUCAAAUUGUAUGAUUGUACUCUGACUGUUAGUUUUUUAUUCAUUAAUUCCAUAUGCAUUUUUAUUGUGUUGCCUUUUGUAAACAUAUAAAUUUUAUUGAUGAAAUUUAGAGAAGAACUUAAUAUUUUUAUUGUGUAGGACAA